GCUGACACGCGGAGCAAUUUCACCAGUUUCAUUCAGCUGGGUAUAAAUUCUAAGUGACAGGAGGAUAAAUGGGAUCGCGUAGCAGCGGGAGGAGAGGCGUAAAUUCGGGAUGAACUCGCCGGAUGCCGACUACGAGCUGGAACACCAGGGUCCGGUGCUUGUCUGGUGGUUUGGUCAGAAUUUUUCGCAGUCUCGUUACGGGGACAGAACAAAUGGUAAAACCGUGAAAAAUAGAUUCGAGUUUCCAAAUUUCCUCUUUCGUUCAUUCCCUGCACCAGGUAGCAACGCCUGCACCCUGAUAGCGGUGCUCGUCGCCCUCCGGAUAUCCCAGAGCGACAUGAAAAUCUCGGGUGGACACGACUGCUGCGCUCAGACGCCGCUCAGUUCCCAGCUGAUAAAAUGUCUCGCUGAUAGUUUCGUUCAGGGCAACAAAAUUCAUGAGCGUCUUCUCAAGUCCGGGGACUUACCCCACGUCAACAUGUCCGUACCCGAGGCCAUUCAGGCCGCUGGAAAGAGCAUGAGGUCGAUCAUCGAAUGGAAGAGUCUGGUCUAUCUCAUGGACAUGGGAAGUUCGUUGUUCGACCAGUUGAACGAGACUGUUCAAGAAUGGUACAGAAAUCCGCCGCCCAAUCACUCCGACAAUCUCUUUGUGAUCAUAAUAGCAGACAACAGAUCAGUUCUGCUGACGUUCCAACACUCCGUUGAAAAAGUUACCCUCAUCGAUUCGCACCAGCAUUUGAAUCGUGGAGCGGUUGUAGCACAGGUCGACCUGCAGAAACUGGGAAGCCUUUGCGCCUGGUAUCUGGGCCUGAUGAAGCACUGCUACAACGUCAGACCGUCGUGCUACGAGCUCUCCUAUCUCUACUUCAGGCGAUACGACGGAGGGGAGAUGAUCCUUUGCUAAAAGUUAAAAGAAAAAAAAAUGUAUUUGAGGCCUUGCUAGAUUCCUGUAGUUAAACUCUUCGUUCGCCGAGAUCCUUGCGACAAAUUUGACACCCGCAAUGUAUGUUGAAACAAUUUUUUUAUACGUGUGCCUAUGUUUACAAUGUAUAUUUUGAAGUCAAGAAUAAAAGAUGCAUCAAUUGACCGAGGCAAACUUCAAGUCUAACGACGAAAAUACAGUCACUUUAUGACAAAAAUUUCAA
Molecule: messenger RNA, 1145 nt
Organism: Neodiprion fabricii
Lineage: Eukaryota; Metazoa; Arthropoda; Insecta; Hymenoptera; Diprionidae
Exons: 3
Coding region: 110-904 (264 amino acids)
Source: RefSeq, a predicted model, not a curated record